Messenger RNA from Lemur catta (Ring-tailed lemur), 3243 nucleotides. It is a transcript of the gene CDK18, whose product is annotated as cyclin dependent kinase 18. Lineage: Eukaryota; Metazoa; Chordata; Mammalia; Primates; Lemuridae. The coding region runs from base 259 to 1749 and encodes 496 amino acids. Gene Ontology annotation, molecular function: ATP binding; protein kinase activity. Gene Ontology annotation, biological process: protein phosphorylation. Gene Ontology annotation, cellular component: cytoplasm; nucleus. The transcript is spliced from 16 exons. The record is from RefSeq and is a predicted model, not a curated record.
CUGCCACCUCCUCCUCCUCCUCCUCCUCCUCGGCCAGCUCAGGUUGCAGCCCCUGUGGGGAGCCGCUCACCUUCCCGGAGCCGGCGGGGACCCCGCGGCAGGCCGGCCGUCCGGGCGGGAGCGGGCGCCCCGCGGCCCCCGGGACGCGCGCGGCGAGCCCGCGGGCGGCGCCGGGCGGGAAGGGGGAGGUCGCCGGAGGGGGCACCGCGGCGCCGCGCGAACGGAGCAAAGGACCCAGCCACCUGCUCCCUGACGAUCAUGAACAAGAUGAAGAACUUCAAGCGCCGUUUCUCCCUGUCAGUGCCCCGCACCGAGACCAUUGAGGAGUCCCUGGCUGAAUUCACAGAGCAGUUCAACCAGCUCCACAACCGGAGGAACGAGGACCUGCAGCUCGGUCCUCUUGGCAGAGACCCCCCGCCGGAGCCCGGCACCUUCUCCCCCACAGACAGCGGGGAGGAGCCCGGGCAGCCGUCCCCUGGCAUGCAGUACCGGCGACGGCAGAACCAGCGUCGCUUCUCCAUGGAGGACAUCAGCAAGAGGCUCUCUCUGCCCAUGGAUAUCCGCCUGCCCCAGGAAUUCUUGCAGAAACUACAGCUGGAGAGCCCAGACUUCCCCAAGCCACUCAGCCGCAUGUCCCGCCGCGCCUCCCUGUCGGAUAUCGGCUUUGGGAAACUGGAGACAUACGUGAAACUGGACAAACUGGGGGAGGGCACCUACGCCACAGUCUUCAAAGGGCGCAGCAAACUGACCGAGAACCUCGUGGCCCUGAAGGAGAUCCGGCUGGAGCAUGAGGAGGGGGCGCCCUGCACUGCCAUCCGAGAGGUGUCUCUCCUGAAGAACCUGAAGCACGCCAAUAUCGUGACCCUGCACGACCUCAUCCAUACCGACCGGUCCCUCACCCUGGUGUUUGAGUACCUGGACAGCGACCUGAAGCAGUACCUGGACCACUGUGGAAACCUCAUGAGCAUGCACAAUGUCAAGAUUUUCAUGUUCCAGCUGCUCCGGGGCCUCGCCUACUGCCACCGCCGCAAGAUCCUGCACCGGGACCUGAAACCCCAGAACCUGCUCAUCAAUGAGCGCGGGGAGCUGAAGCUGGCCGACUUCGGACUGGCCCGGGCCAAGUCAGUGCCCACAAAGACCUACUCUAAUGAGGUGGUGACCCUGUGGUACAGGCCCCCAGACGUGCUGCUGGGAUCCACCGAGUACUCCACCCCCAUUGACAUGUGGGGCGUGGGCUGCAUCCACUACGAGAUGGCCACGGGGAGGCCCCUGUUCCCCGGCUCCACGGUCAAGGAGGAGCUGCACCUCAUCUUCCGCCUCCUCGGGACCCCUACAGAAGAGACGUGGCCCGGCGUGACCGCCCUCUCUGAGUUCCGGGCCUACAACUUCCCCCGGUACCUCCCGCAGCCGCUCAUCAGCCACGCCCCCAGGUUGGAUCCUGAUGGCAUCAGCCUCCUGACCGGCCUCCUCCUGCAGGGGAGUCGUGCUGUCCAGAGGCAUCCCUGGCCCCAGCCAGGGCCCAACAACCCACCUUGUGCCUUUCAGUACGAAUCCAAGAGUCGUAUGUCGGCAGAGGCUGCCCUGAGUCACCCCUACUUCCGGUCUUUGGGAGAGCGUGUGCAUCAGCUUGAAGACACCGCCUCCGUCUUCUCCCUGAAGGAGAUCCAGCUCCAGAAGGACCCAGGCUACCGCAGCUUGGCCUUCCAGCAGCCAGGACGAGGGAAGAGCCGGCGGCAGAGCAUCUUCUGAGCGGGGGCCACCCUGCUGCAGCCUGAGGGACAAGGGGUCACAACAAGCACAAAUUUGGGUAGGAUGGGGCCUGUGUGGCCCUCAGAGGACUGAGGCACCGGAGCUGACUGCUGGCCCGGAAGACUGCUCUGCAGCCCUGCUGGCCACGGCUGUUUCUCCUCUCUGCGCCCCACAUGCCUCCCCGUGGCCUGUACCUGGAGUCCAACCCCUCCGUCACCGGGCUGGGCACAAGCUGCUUCCCUGGGAGAAGGUGAGGGGGCAGGGAGGGACCUUGGACUCUCGUCCACCCUGAAGUGCCCAGGCACCAGCGCGGGACGCACAUGGGCAGGAAAAUCCAGGCACCAGGCGGGACGCCGUGCCCUGAUACAGGCUCCACCAUGCCUCCCUCCAGGGCCUGCCUGCCUCGCUAGUCUGGCAGACCCUCCCCCUUUGGCCCCUUGGAGCCCACACUUCCCCUUUGAGAGCAGGGAGGGAUAUGGCAUUUUCUCUGGGAUCCCAUAAUCCUGUCCCACCUGUGUGACAAAGCCCACCCCCACCUGAGGGGCAGGUGUCCCCAGAGCAAAGGAGGAAUAGCAGCCCCGCCUCCUCUUUCCAUCAGCCCUAGCCUGCUCCCUUCCCCUCCAUGCCAGAGGCCCUGUGCGCCCUCUGGCUUGAGCCAGGCUGAGCGGUGCUGGCGUGCUGCGGACGCCCAGCUGUGUCUCAGCCAGCCCCCACCCGUGUCCCCAGUCUGAAUGGAGUUGCCUUAAAUUGGCAGGUGGUAGAGUGCCCACUGCCCUUGGAGCUCUGACCCAGCUCCUGCCUGUCCACCCCUCCUGAGAGUGGCUCCUGCUUAUCUAAUCAUCCCUGUGGCUGAUUAGCCAGCCCUGGGUCAGGAUCCUAAGGACGGCCCUGGAUAUGAUAUGCAGGUCACCGUGACACUGGUACCAAGCCAACCUCAGCUCCCUGGGGCAGGCACAGCCUCCCCUGUCCCCUCCUUCCCAGCCCUCGGGUCUGUUCACCUGAUCCUGGUACCAGCCUCCCCCUGCCCCCGCCUCCCCAGAGAUUGGUCAGGACAGGGAGGUAGAGGAAGGUGGGACAGCAGGCUUUGUUCCUGAGAGCCCCACUCCUGGGGGCUGGGAGCCUGAGGGGCCAGGCUGCUGAAGAAGGCUCCCCUCUGUGUUCCCAAGGUCUCCUCCACACUUAGUGACCUUGAAUGGCCAAGGCCAAGGGGAGGCCAGGCCCAGCCCACUCCUUGGCCUGGGAAGUAGCCCUGAAGAGCCUGGGGCUCCCCAGCCCUCCCCUCCUCCCCCACCCCAUACUGUGAACGUCCUGUGACUCAGCACAAAGACAGAUAAUAUAUUUAAUUCAUGUUGUACAGAAAGGACCGAGCAGUCUCGUGCAGAAAAGCUGAUUUUGAUAGAUUGAUGCCAAAGAUGGAGACCAGAGGCCCUACUCCAGGCCUAAUGAGCAUGGCUGGGCCUGCUUGUACAUGUGUACAUAUAUACAGUGACGAGA